This is a messenger RNA of Pterocles gutturalis (yellow-throated sandgrouse), 126 nucleotides long. Its product is annotated as high mobility group protein B1-like. The transcript has 2 exons. Bases 1 to 126 code for a protein of 41 amino acids. Lineage: Eukaryota; Metazoa; Chordata; Aves; Pterocliformes; Pteroclidae. The record is from RefSeq and is a predicted model, not a curated record.
AUGACGAAGAAGACAGAACAAGAAGAGGAAGAAGAACAAGAAGACGAACAAGAGGAAGACGAAGAAGAAGAAGACAAAGAUGAAGAUGGAGAAGAAGAAGAUGAAGAAGAAGCAGAAGUAGACUAA